This is a messenger RNA of Staurois parvus, 394 nucleotides long. Lineage: Eukaryota; Metazoa; Chordata; Amphibia; Anura; Ranidae. The record is from the annotation of a GenBank genome assembly.
AUCACAGAAGUACGUUCCAUCCCUCAUAACAGCUGAGUCUGAGUUGCAGAGAGAUGAACAUACUCCCUUCUUGUAGGGCGCUCUGUGCGCUGCAUUUGUAUAUAACAAUCAUGUUUGUGGAUUGGGGAGGAGCCAGGAAAUGGUUAGUCGGAUGGUGACGCUGGAUGGUGACAGUCGGAUGGUGUUUGGUACUGUUGCGAUCGGGGCCGAUGCGCUGGUGUCAGAAAUCCAAUCCCCAACUUGGUGUUCAGGCCAGUCUCGGCCCAACUGAACUUGGGCAGGUCAGCGCCCAGAACAUCCUGUGGGCGGGUACAGGACCACCUCCCAGAGUCAAUUGGCCGAGGACUAAUGUCCCGCCUACGUCCAUAUCCCCAUAAAUGGAGUCCCCGGACAU